Messenger RNA from Scophthalmus maximus (turbot), 6018 nucleotides. It is a transcript of the gene znf319b, whose product is annotated as zinc finger protein 319b. NCBI's taxonomy places the organism in Eukaryota, Metazoa, Chordata, Actinopteri, Pleuronectiformes, Scophthalmidae. The record is from RefSeq and is a predicted model, not a curated record. Bases 810 to 2672 code for a protein of 620 amino acids. The transcript is spliced from 3 exons.
AGUAAUAUUUUGACUUUAUUCUAGCAAUAUUGUGACUUUAUUCUAUUAACAUUUUGACUUCAUUGUCAUAAAUGUACGACUUCGCAAUUGUUUCUCAAUGUGGCCCCUAACAUUCCGUCUUAAGGAACAGAUGUGGUAAAUGAGAAUAUAUAUAUUUUAUUUGUUUUCGAUUAAAUUAUAUUAAACAAUGUUCCGUGUGUACGUGUAUGUGUGUGAGUGUGUGAGUGAGCGUGAGCGUGCGCGUGCCAAUUAACUCUUGGUUUAUUCAUGUUCCCGCGGCUCAGGAGGAGCUAGCCGUUAGCUCGUCGUUAGCUCGCUGCUACCUGUUGUGUCCCGCGGAGCGGAAGCCGAAGCCCGUGAGGAGUCACACAAGAAAAAAAUGCGUAACGUGAAACGAACCGCGUUCAUGGAGACAUUUGACAAAUAAUAGGGUUUUUUUUCUUCCUUUGGCACAAUUUUUAUGACCCACACAAAAUCCGAUUAUUAUUAUUUUUCUCUCCGCCCUCGGCCCCUGGAGCCACAGCGCCCGAACAAGAGCACCGGAGCACCGUUUGCGGAUGUGAAGGAUGAGGAGGGGGGCUACGGGGGGACUAGCUAACCUGCUAACCUGCUAACAGACUGUCUUUUUAUCGGGAAUACUCCGCAGGCUCGACUUGGACGCAGCAGACCACACCCGAAGGGCUGAGAAUAAAGGGGAAAGUAUGGGGAUCUCCCCGGCUCUUGCCACUCGGGUCUGAUUGUCCUCCUCUGCUCAAAGCCCUCGGCCCCUUCACCCGACCAGUUCCUGUUUGUCACUGCCACUUGCUGAGAUGGAUUGGGCCACACCGGCAGCCAAGCUGAACCCCUACACCAGAGCCCGAAUGACGGAGGCCUGGCAGCAGCACGCCGUUGCUCCGCCGCAGGUCGUCCACACCAUCCCUCCAGGAGCCGAGAGCGCGCUGGGCUGUGCUGUGUACGGUAUCGUGCUGCAGCCGGAUGCUACGUCGCUGCAGCAGCAGCAGACCCAGCACGGGCAGCACAGCCAGCAACAUGGCGGGGGUCAGCCGCACGGAGGCGGGCAGCACGGUCAGCAGCAGCAGCACGCCGCCCAGGCCCAACAGACCUCCCUACAAGUGGCCGCAGAGGGAGGACACAAGUGUGGGGCGUGCGGACACGACAUCUCCCACCUGGCAAACCCGCACGAGCACCAGUGCAUGGUGAGUCAGGACCGGUCGUUUCAGUGCACCCAGUGUAUGAAGAUCUUCCACCAGGCGACGGACUUGCUCGAGCACCAGUGCGUGCAGGUGGAGCAGAAGCCGUUUGUGUGCGGAGUGUGUAAGAUGGGAUUCUCCCUGCUCACGUCUCUGGCGCAGCACCACUCGUCGCAUAACAGCACCAACCCGAUGAAGUGCUCGAUCUGUGAGAAGACCUACCGACCUGGCUCCGGCAACGUCACGCCGAACUCCAACAAACCCCAGCAGCCCAGCAGCGACGGAGCGUCGGCCAGCGGCAGCAGCAGCUCCUCCAUCCUACCGUUCCCCUCGGCCCGGGAUCGACCGUACAAGUGCCCCGUCUGCCAGAAGGGCUUCAAGCACCUGUCGGAGCUCACACGGCACGAGCGGGUGCACACAGGAGAGAAGCCCUUCAAAUGCGACACGUGCGACAAGGCCUUCAGCCAGUCGUCGCACCUGCAGCACCACCAGCGGACGCACAGCAACGAGCGGCCAUUCAAGUGUGCCGUGUGCGAGAAGAGCUUCAAGCACCGCUCGCACCUCGUGCGCCACAUGUACGUGCACUCGGGCGAGCACUUGUUCAAGUGCAACCUGUGUGAGCUGCACUUCAAGGAGUCGUCGGAGCUCCUGCACCACCCCUGCCACCCGCAGGGCUCCCGCCCCUUUCGCUGUGCCACGUGCGGGAAGGGCUUUAAGCGCCCGUCCGACCUCCGCCAGCACGAGCGCGCGCACUCCGAGGAGCGUCCGUUCCACUGUGACGAGUGUCAGAUGAGCUUCAAGCAGCAGUACGCGCUCGUGCGCCACAGACGCACGCACAAGGACCCGACCGUCCGGCCGUUCAAAUGCAACCUGUGCGACAAGGGCUUCAUGCAGCCCUCCCACCUCCUCUACCACCAGCACGUCCACGGCAUGGACAACCUGUUCAAGUGCGCCUCGUGCCAGAAGGAGUUCAGCCAGUCAGGGGAGCUUCUCCGGCACAAGUGCGGCGAGUCGUCCAACUCGUCGCCGGACAAGCCGUACAAGUGUGACGUCUGCGGCAAGGGCUACAAGAAGAGCUCCACGCUGCAGCGCCACCAGAAUUCCCACUGCCAGGAGAAGCCACUCAAGUGCUCGCUGUGCGACCGCCGCUUCCUGUCCUCCUCCGAGUUCGUGCAGCACCGCUGCGACCCGUCGCGGGAGAAGCCGCUCAAGUGCCCGGAGUGUGAGAAGCGCUUCAAGUACUCGUCGGACCUGAACCGGCACCGGCGGGUGCACACGGGGGAGAAACCGUACAGCUGUGACCACUGCAACAAGGGCUUCAAGCAGCGCGAGCACCUCACCAAACACUCCAGUACGCACUCCAGAGAGGGCCAGUUCAAGUGCGUCUGGUGCGGCGAGCGCUUCAGUGACUUGGGCUCUCUGCAGGACCACACGGUGCAGCACACGGCCGAAGGGGGUUAUCCUGUGCCCCAGUGCUUAUAAACCCCCUGAACAGACAGUUCCCUCUUUUCUAAACCAUGUAGGCUUUUUAUUCAGCCUAACAUUCAUGUGCAUUUUUAGGAUUUUGCUAUUGCGUUCAUUCCCACCAGUUCCACGUCAGGUUUUUGUUGCUCUGCUUACCUGCCCUGACCCAGAUGCUACUCCAACCCCAUCAUUCCGUAAACUCACGAGGAGCGAGGAGUCUUGUCCCCCGCCCCCCCCCCCCCCCCUUUUUUUUUUCAGUGCCACACUCAGCUUAUAGAAUUAAAGGGGCAGUAAGCGAUUCUAGAGCAAUACAUGUUUUUUUUCAAUAAUCCAAAAAAAGAAAUGCGGACCGCACCAAACAACGCUGCCUGUCAACACAUCAAGAGACGUAGCGGCAUUGAAACACUGCGGUUUUGGCCUAGUGGUUAGCGUGUUGGUCUCCCGUACCCAAGUUUUGCAGGUACGCGUCCCGGGCCGAGCUGUAAAAUCACAACAACAAAUAUCACUUCCUGGCCCUUUAACUCCCGUCAGUCUCUCUCUUGACUGCAGACCGAUUUCGAUCUGCUGUGGACGGAAGCAGGUGCCAGAACACAGGAUUAUUAUCCAGCAACAUAUUUUAAAUCCUCCCUAAUUUCUUCCAAAAAUCGGAAAAACAAUCCUUAAAAAAAAAAGAAGUCUGUUAUUUGAAUGGAUCAAAUGAGUUCAGUCUCUGCAUAAACCGACCGACAAGAAAAGUAAAGGGGGUGGUUUCCCUUGUUGUUUCUUUCACCAUCCCUCCAUCUCUUUCUUCCUCAGUUUUCUCCCGUCGUCAGUUUUCCCUCCUUUUUUUUAAAAUUUUGCUUCCCGUCUUCAGCCUGUGGCUGUUCGUCUAAACGCCCUCGGACUCACGUGCACUCACAUUCAUUUGUCGUCAAGCCAGGGUGAAGGGCGACUCGGAUGGACCGCUUCUGUUUUGUACCGCUUUCGCUCAGUAAAAACAAAACCUCAUAGCUGGUUUUCAGAAUUUUUUUUUUUUUUUGGAGUAGCCGUUGAUGUCUUCAACAAAUGUGAAGGGGGAGUAGUAGUUUGUGGAUUAUUCGUCCUAUAGUGAAGUGCAUUCUGAUGAUAAAAUGUCUGUGAGUGUGUAUGUGUGUGGGCCACCGUUAAUUUUUUUUGUUUUUUGGCCCAUUUGUGCUCCAACCAAAACACCAGUUUAAAUCCGCAUCCUGAACCCGCUGCCGUUUGCAGACGAACCAUUUGAAAUUUACUAUCAUCUAAACCAACUAAUGGUUGAUACCAAUCUCAACCCUCCAGUACAGACACACACAUAUAAUUAUAUAUAUAUAUAUAUAUAUAUAUAGAAAUAUAUAUUUGUCACAGAUAUUCCUGCAGAGGUCAAUGCUUUCAGACUGAACGUGUUCCUCUCUCUCUCAGCCUGUACAUACAUACGGUGGAUGUGAGUGUUCUUAGCCAGAUGAGACUUGUCUUUCUUAAAAAAAAAAUGAAGAAAAAAAAUGUAUUGAACAGUUUUUUUUGUAUUUCUUGCUACUUUUUACCUUGUGAAAUGUUUUUUGACAAAUGCUCUUUUUUGUUUUUCUUUUUUUGUCGUUCAUGUUUAGUGAUUAUGUCGGUGUCACAGGGAAUCUCAAAGAGCCCCGCUGUGUGUGUGUGUGUGUGUGUGUGUGUGUGUGUGUGUGUGUGUGUGUGUGUGUGUGUGUGUGUGUGUGUGUGUGUGUGUGUGUGUGUGUGUGUGUGUGUGUGUGUGUGUGUGUGUGUGUGUGUGUGUGUGUGUGUGUGUGUGUGUGUGUGUGUGUAAAAUGGUGUCAAACGGAUAUUCAGACUGAAGAGAAAUGUAUAAGAAAUGUUUCAACAGACCUGCGCCUUUCUUUUCAUUAUUAUUAUUAUUUACUAACCUUCCUGGUCUGUCAAAGAGCCGUUCUCCGUGCAGGAUUGAACCUUUCGUGUUGAAAACUUACCAUGUUUUUUUUGAAAGAAAUAUUGAUACCGUUACGUGUUGCGUUGAGCUCGACUGCGGUGUGUUUUUUCAGGGUGGGGGGUUUAUACCGAUGUGAAUAAUGCCGCCUUCCUUCCUUCCUCCUUACAAUGCUACGAGAUUCUUGAGCCCUGAGAUCGUCUUACGUCUUCUCUGUCCGUCUCCUCUCUCUCUCGCCUUCCUCCCGUUCACUGUCCAUUCAAGGUUCGAGUGCAGUAUUUGCAGUAUUUGAAAAGUGUUUUAAUACAAAUGGAGGAAGAAGUGAUAUUUUAAUUUGUAAUACUGGCUUUUUCAUUUUUGUUUUUUUCAUUUAAUUUUUGAUUCUUUUAAAUUUAUUUUUGAAUCUGGCAUUAUAAGACAUUUUAGAACAACUUUGACUGAAGUUCAAAAAAAAAAGUACUGUAUUUUUUUCCGAUUUUGUUUAUAUGAUUUAAAAAAAAAAUCUUUGAAUUAAUAUGAAUAUCUAUAUAUUCUUGGACAGAGAGACCAGGGGCUUGGGAUAAAGAUGGCUGAAUUAUACAUUUUUUUUAAACAUAUUUUCCAGAUUUUGUAUGAGUCCAAAACACAUAUAUUUCAUAUUUGCCAAGAGUGCUCCAGGACGUUGAUUCAUCAGCUGGUGCUGAAACAUCAUCAGAUGUAAAAAUAGAUAAAGACAAGGUGCACGACCAGUUGUAGUUUUUUGGGCUGACAGUAUCGUAGACUUGAUAUGUAUAAUAUUAAUAAUACAGUUGUUCGUUCAAAGCCAAAGAAUAAUAAUUCCCGCCCCGGCAGCACGAGUUCUGUAGUAGUUGGUGUUUUGUGAGGGCGUUCGUCCUGCAGGUGUACUCGUAGUAACGGACCUGUCGGAGGAACGCAGCAAGGAUUACUGCAAAGUACAGUAUCGGAGAGCUGCACACAUCACAUCGUAAAAAAAAAUUGAAAUCCCAUAUCCAGCAGCCAGCAGAAGGAAACUCUCCACUAUAAGCACAAGUGAAAUUAGUCGACCCCGUCUGCAUUUGAACAUGCUGGUUUUCAACAGUUCAGGUUCAGGUCAGUUUUUACCCAGCAGCCCCUUCUCCCUCCUCCUUCUCCUCAGUCGUCCUGGUGAACGAACUCAUCAGACCCUGGUGUCUCUCGCGCUCUGCAUGCUUGCUGUGUUAGUUCCUGUGUUCUGUCCCCCUGGGAACUGGUGCCCACCUCCCUCCAAUAGCACUGUUCCUUUCUAUAGCUUUUUAAAAUUGUACUGUAGUUUAUGUGACUGACGUUGGGGUGGAGGGGGUUGAAAAAAGAAAAGAAAAAAAACCUUGUGACAAUGUACAGUAUGUGUACAUUCAUGCUAAGAUGAUCUGUAUGUAUGUAGCAUUCAAUUACACAGCACUAACAAAUAAAACCCUUUUUUCAUUUAUAAAUCUA